AACUGCAUCGUCAACAUCCGGCGACACGUCUCCUCAACGCGCCGCCGAGCUGACUGAUGCAUCUUUAUAUUAUUUAAACCUCUGCAGACUGUCUGUCCUCCGAUUAUGCUUUACAUGAGGCUUUUUGAACAUUUCAAAGACAAUUUAUAGUGCAGCUAACCUGCUUUAGUCAACGCCAAAUGGGGGAGGUGAGGAAGCUGCAGAAGAAGUUGAGACAGAUUGAAAAUCUGGAAAUAAAAAUAAGUCUCACCCCAGAGGAGAGAUUUAAGAUCUCCAGGAAGGCGGAGCUGCGUUCCAGAUUGGCUGAGCUUCAGCUGCAGCUUUCUGGCCCGCAGCAAACUCUUGGGAUUGUGGGAGACGGAAAAAAGGAGAAGAUGAAAAGACAAGUAGAGGACGCCCCUGAGUCCCUUCCAUCACAAACGCCUCCAGCCUCCAAGAUCCUGAAGGCAGGAAAGGAGUCCAAGGCUCUAACAAGGCCGGCGCUGGCAGCCAGGCAGAGGGAGGCAAGAGACGAGGCCGGGACAGAGAGGAACGAGGAAAGGACGGAGCCGGCCAAGGUGUCACAUCAGAGCGGAGACACGUCAGAAGGCCGUCCAGGCCUCGACGAGGAGCAGCGGCUGCGACGCGAAGAAGCUGAAUUCACGUCCCUCAAAGCAUCUUGGGAGAAGGCGAAGUUCCGCCUGAGGUUGUUGGAGGGUCACAACGACAUCGUAACCUGUGUGGUUGCUGUUGACAACCUGGUGGUUUCUGGAAGUCGAGAUACGACGGUGAAGGUGUGGCACGUUCCCACGGCAACAGAGCACAAGAACCUGGGAGGGCACACUGGUGGGGUCACCUGUCUGUCUGCACCUCCCCCUGAGUACUGCCAGAGGCUGGCCCGGUCCCUGUCCUUGUCCGACAAAGAGAGGUUUAUUUUGAGCGGCUCGGCGGACUGCUAUGUGAAGAUCUGGGCCUUGAGCAUCGGGCAGUGUGUUAAGUCUCUCUACACGUUCAACGCGGUGACUGCUCUCUGCUUCGUGGCUGAGGAAGACGGCUACAUCGUCACCGGAUCAGACGGGGGGAAAGUUCAGGCCUGGAGCUGGCACACUUUGCAGAACUGCCAGUCGGUCAACGCGCACCAGGAAGCAGUCACAUCCAUCCAGUCUCAGGGUCCGCUGGUGUUCAGCGGCUCAGCCGAGGGAGGGGUGUCUGUGUGGGAGAACCGAUGCUCGGAUCGAGACCCCCUGAGGCUGCUGCAGCACUGGAGCGCCCAGGUGAUAGGUUUGAAAGAGGGGCCGGGCGGCCGCGUGACCCUCAGCCCGCGCGGGGACAAGGUGUUCGUGGCUUACGGCCGAGCCUGGCUCAAGACCCUGCACUGGAAGACCGGAGCAACAUCCAAACUGACCAACCACAGCAGCACCACCGGAGUAACAGAUUGUGUUCACCAGACAGGAGGCCUCCUAAUUGGCUCCUGCUAUGAUCUGGCGAACGGAGAGAGCAUGCUAAACCUGUUCUCACUUCCUCAGUGUCGGUAUCUGGCCUCUCUGACCUGGCCCGACGCUCCCAGAAUCCUCUGCUUCGCGGCGUGGACCACUGGGAGCGGAGACCACCGCUGGGUCACCGGGGGUCGUGACCUCAUUGUGUGGGAGCAGCUCCCCAGCUCAGGGAAACAGAGAGGUGACAUCACGGUGAAGAGAGACGGCCGAAUGGACUCCUGCUUUCUGGAGUCAGAGGGGGACACGGAAGAUGACGAGGAGACCGACGAUUACGAGGAUGAUGGGGACGACGACGAAGGAGAGCGCGGCCGAUCUGACGGCGCGGAGGACGAAGGGUCCGGAUCGUGGCUCCGCUGUGCUCUUCAGUGAGCGAACGGCUUCUCUGGCUGAGGACGCCACAGCCCCGCAGGAAACGAGAGGGUGGGAGUGUGGUGACAGCGAGGGAGGGUGGAGGGGAGUGAAGUGUGACACACUAAGCAUCAGCGUCGGAGGAGGGAGCAUAUGGACGGAGAAAGUGUGUGAGUGUACGUGUGACUGAUAGGCAGUCUGUUUUCUAUGUAAAUAUUAUUUUUACAAACAAUAAAGCUGUCACACUGUGACCCCCGGCUCCAAAUCUG
Molecule: messenger RNA, 2092 nt
Organism: Mugil cephalus (flathead mullet)
Lineage: Eukaryota; Metazoa; Chordata; Actinopteri; Mugiliformes; Mugilidae
Exons: 13
Coding region: 180-1844 (554 amino acids)
Molecular function (GO): protein binding
Source: RefSeq, a predicted model, not a curated record